This is a messenger RNA of Penicillium cinerascens, 1875 nucleotides long. RefSeq lists its product as uncharacterized. The coding region runs from base 1 to 1875 and encodes 624 amino acids. The transcript has 3 exons. Gene Ontology annotation, molecular function: phosphonoacetate hydrolase activity. The record is from RefSeq and is a predicted model, not a curated record. Lineage: Eukaryota; Fungi; Ascomycota; Eurotiomycetes; Eurotiales; Aspergillaceae.
AUGAACCUCAAAAUGCCAUCCAUUCAGUACGAUCAGCCACUUGAAUCCGUCCAAGAGCAUGCUAGAUCAACAAUCAAAUCACUCUUCGCCUUUCUCCACGCCCAAGGCCAAGGAGACUACCUCGGUGAGCGAGUAACACAACUCGAGCAUUCACUGCAAUGCGCCCAUCUGGCGACCGAGUCCGCAGAAUACGGACACGAUAUUGAAGUAAUCCUGGCUGCACUUCUGCACGAUGUCGGACGCUUCAUUCCGGCCGCAGAGAAAAUGGGCAAGAUGGUUACUCCCGACGGGCAAUACAUUGGCCGACAGAGCCAUGAGAUCCUGGGCGAGUCUUAUCUGCGUUCAAUCGGAUUCAGCGAGAGAGUAUGCCAGCUGGUUGGUUCGCAUGUCAUGGCAAAGAGAUAUUUGGUUGCUACCGAUCAGACCUACCAUGAUGGACUUAGUGAGACUAGUAAGCGCACUUUGCGCUUCCAGGGCGGAGGGUUCACUGAAGACCAGAUUACAGAGGCACGAAAGGAUCCGUGGCUUGAAGCCAAGUUGGCCGUGAGACGAUGGGAUGACUUGGCCAAAAAGCCAGAUUUGAUUGUACCCCCGCUGGAAGUGUACGAAGAGAUGGCUUACGAAUGCCUUUUGGAAUCCCGGUCUAAAUUUCGAUUGCACUCGAAAGAAUACCGCAUUCCAACUCAGCCAACCGUGGUGAUUUGUAUCGACGGAUUCGACCCCGAGUAUUUGCAAUCCGGCUUUGAAAGAGGUCUUCUGCCCAAUUUCAAGAAACUUGUCGAUGGUGGAUUCCAUGCGACUGCUAAAAGCUGUAUGCCUUCGUUCACCAAUCCGAACAAUGUCUCCAUCAUCACUGGUGCGCCGCCUUCGGUUCAUGGGAUUGCAGGGAACUUUUUCCUUGACCGAGAGACCGGUGAAACGAAGAUGAUCACAGAUGAUUCCCUGCUGAGAGGGUCUACCCUACUCGAGCAGAUGUACCAGAGAGGCGUUCGUAUUGCAGCUAUUACUGCCAAGGACAAGCUGCGCAAGAUCCUUGCCCACGGCUUGAACACCGGCGCUGUAUGUUUCUCUGCAGAACGUGCGGCAGACUGCACAUUUGAGGAGAACGGAAUCACCGACGUUGAAGAGUGGCUUGGCCAGCCAGCCCCGAGCCAAUACUCCGGCACAUUAUCUUUGUUCGUCCUGGAUGCGGGUAUCAAAUUGCUGCAGGAAAAAAACUCGGACUUCUUGUACCUGACUCUGUCCGACUACAUCCAGCACAAGUACGCACCUGGAAGCAAAGAGGCUGAUGAAUUCAUGAGCGCUAUUGACGCGCGGCUUGGUGCUCUCACCAAUUUGGCACCAGUCGUUGGCGUCACUGGAGACCAUGGAAUGAGUCAAAAGUCGAAUCUGGCUGGAGAGCCAAACGUGCUAUUUCUCGAAGAAGCUCUGAACGACAACUUCGGCACCGAUGCAUCCAGGGUGAUCUGCCCCAUCACAGAUCCGUUUGUCCGACAUCACGGUGCACUCGGAUCCUUUGUACGUGUCUAUUUGAAAGAUCUUGCACAGCUGGAGCCUAUGCUCGCGCAUUGCCGCUCACUUCCCGAGAUCGAAGAAGCGCUGAGUGGGGAGAAUGCCGCAAAGAAGUAUGAAAUGCCUCUAGAUCGGGAAGGCGACAUUGUGGUGAUUUCCAAACCGCAUGCCGUUAUUGGAAGCAAGAAAGCCGACCAUGAUCUUUCAAAAGUGAAAGAUCAUCCUUUACGAUCACACGGUGGUCUCAGCGAACAAGAGAUUCCACUCAUCAUGACGAAACCGGUCCACCCAUCCAAGAUGGCUCCGGCAAAACAAUGGAGGAACUACGACGUCUUUGAUCUUGUGCUCAAUUGGUCGUCAUGA